CUAAUACACAAACAUUGGGCACCAAGGAACUGUUCUAGUGUAAAAAACACCCUCACUUUUGUUUUAUUAUUCUAGGACUCCUCAGAAAUUAUUUCGCCAAAUGCCUUCGAAAAAGAAAAAAUAUAACGCGCGCUUCCCGGCGGGCCGCAUCAAGAAGAUCAUGCAGAGCGACGAGGAGAUCGGGAAGGUGGCUCAGGCGGUGCCAGUUAUCAUCUCGCGCACGCUGGAGCUCUUCGUGGAGUCGCUGCUGACAAAGACGCUGCGCAUCACCAACUCGCGCAACGCCAAGACGCUGUCGCCGUCGCACAUGCGGCAAUGCAUCGUGAGUGAGAAGCGAUUCGACUUCCUCAAGGAGCUGGUGCGCAACAUCCCCGACAUCAGUGUGGCUGAGGAAGCCAAUGCCUACAACGACGAUGAUGUGCUCCGCAGCUCGCCAGAGGAUCAGUACCCCGACUCGGACACGCCAUAUGAUCUUAGCCUGCCAUCGACGUCGAUGCGAGCGAAUGGAGGAGCCGCCAACACAGCCGCGUACAUGCGUUCUAUGAGUCUGAACGGCGGACCGGGAUCCACAGCCGCUGGCAGCAAGAGGCAUCACCAGCCGCAGAUCACCGCUCACCACAACAAUGCCCCAGCCCAUGUGCCCGCCAAGUUGGCCCGUUCGGAGUCCACGCCCGCCUGCACACAGCGGGGCAGACCGCCUAACUCCGCCUAUCAAAAGCAAAAGCAGCCGGUGCCCCUAGACACUGCCAUACCCGCGCCGAUCUGCAGCUAUGAACUUAACAAGCCGAUCGUCAAGAUAGACUACAGCAACGUACAGAUGCCGAUGCCCACGGCGACCAAUCUUUGCACUCCGGAUGCCUCCGACUCCGGAUCUGGUGCCGGCUCCGCAGCCAGCACCUGUAGUGCCGCCUUUAGUUUCGAUAUUGCCGCUCCGGUGAUUAAUAUCGAUUUGACGAAUAUCGUGGCAGCCGGAACGACGAGCAGCAGGCCGAAUUCACUGGGUCUCGCUCCGGCGGACAAUAAUAAUGUGAACCAAAUGGCUGGAAAGAGCAGCGCUCCCAUCAUUCCAAAGGCCACAGCGGCACCAUCGAACCCCCCCAUCGAAACAAUUUUCGAAUUAGAUGAAGACUAUGACAAUAUUUGAUUAGGAUCUAUGUGAAUGCGCUUUUAAAUUAUUGAUACAUUAAUAUGUACUUUAGGUCUAAGUAAUAACAAAAAACAUUUUUUGCAAAAUAAAGACCAUGCUGGAUUUUAAGCUGAAA
Drosophila ananassae is the source of this 1262-nucleotide messenger RNA. It is a transcript of the gene NC2alpha, whose product is annotated as dr1-associated corepressor. The coding region runs from base 101 to 1144 and encodes 347 amino acids. Gene Ontology annotation, molecular function: RNA polymerase II general transcription initiation factor activity; protein heterodimerization activity; transcription coactivator activity. The transcript is spliced from 2 exons. The record is from RefSeq and is a predicted model, not a curated record. Gene Ontology annotation, cellular component: nucleus; negative cofactor 2 complex. Lineage: Eukaryota; Metazoa; Arthropoda; Insecta; Diptera; Drosophilidae. Gene Ontology annotation, biological process: negative regulation of transcription by RNA polymerase II; transcription by RNA polymerase II; positive regulation of transcription by RNA polymerase II.